GGAAGACCUCUCCUGUCAAAAUGGCAAAGGGAAUGUAUCUGGAGCAUUACCUGGACAGUAUCGAGGGCCUUCCUUUUGAAUUGCAGAGGAACUUCUCUUUGAUGACCGAUUUGGACAAUAGGACGGAAGAAAAGAAGGGAGAGAUUGAUCGACUAGCGGCUGAGUAUAUAGAAAAUGUUAGAAACCUGGCGUCCGAGGAGCGUGUCCAGCACUUGCAGAGGAUUGAAAAUGCUUACAGUAAAUGUAAAGAGUACAGUGAUGACAAGGUUCAGCUUGCCAUGCAGAUAUACGAAUUGGUGGACAAGCACAUUCGGCGGCUGGAUGCUGAUUUAGCCCGAUUUGAAAGUGAUCUGAAGGACAAACUCAACUCGGGUGGCCAUGAGAGCUCAGAUGAAAAAAAAUCUAGGAAGGACAAAGGCAAUAAAGAGAAGAGGGGAUCUAAUGCGAGGGACAAGAAAGGAUCCGAUCUGGACUCCCCCAAGCAGAAAAGACACAAAAACAGCCCCACCGUCAGUGACUCAGUUCUUGCCAUGCACCCGUCAGAUGUGCUUGACAUGCCGGUGGAUCCAAAUGAACCGACUUACUGCUUGUGCAGUCAGGUCUCUUAUGGAGAAAUGAUAGGCUGCGACAAUAGUGAUUGUCCAAUAGAGUGGUUUCACUUCGCUUGUGUUGGCCUUACUUCAAAACCAAAGGGAAAAUGGUACUGUCCUCGCUGUAUCCAGGAAAUGAGGAAAAAGUAGAGUCUCUAUCAUGUUUACUGUCA
Chanos chanos (milkfish) is the source of this 763-nucleotide messenger RNA. RefSeq names its product inhibitor of growth family, member 5b (gene ing5b). Gene Ontology annotation, biological process: regulation of DNA-templated transcription; positive regulation of apoptotic signaling pathway. Gene Ontology annotation, cellular component: nucleus. The record is from RefSeq and is a predicted model, not a curated record. The coding region runs from base 21 to 740 and encodes 239 amino acids. Gene Ontology annotation, molecular function: chromatin binding. Lineage: Eukaryota; Metazoa; Chordata; Actinopteri; Gonorynchiformes; Chanidae. The transcript has 8 exons.